This is a messenger RNA of Spea bombifrons (plains spadefoot toad), 1666 nucleotides long. RefSeq names its product ribonuclease T2 (gene RNASET2). Lineage: Eukaryota; Metazoa; Chordata; Amphibia; Anura; Pelobatidae. Gene Ontology annotation, cellular component: extracellular region. The coding region runs from base 131 to 865 and encodes 244 amino acids. The record is from RefSeq and is a predicted model, not a curated record. Gene Ontology annotation, biological process: RNA catabolic process. The transcript has 10 exons. Gene Ontology annotation, molecular function: RNA binding; ribonuclease T2 activity.
GUGGGCUGUCCGGUGGUUGGUUUCAGAGCAAAGCUAUUACUUACACAGCGCGUUAUAUUGCUCUUUCUAGCAUAGAGACAGGAUCGACUCGUAUUAACAUUGUACAGAAUCUCAAGACCCUCUUCAAACAAUGGGGUCUUAUUUUCCAUAUGCUUUGGCAUUGAUGUUUACUGUGUCAGCUCUACAUUAUGGCUCUGCUUUUCACUCCUUCUUAAGCAAGCAGCACGAAUGGAAGAAGCUUAUUUUAACUCACCAUUGGCCUGUAACAGUAUGUAAGAUGGAAAAAGUGCAAUGUGACAACCUUCCAAACUACUGGACUUUGCAUGGACUCUGGCCAGAUAAGUCACAAAUGUGUAAUAACUCCUGGCACUUUGAUUUUUCCCAAAUCCAGGACAUUUUGCCACAGAUGAACAUGUAUUGGCCCGAUCUCCUUCACACAAACAAAUCCCAACUUUGGAAGCAUGAAUGGCAGAAGCAUGGAACAUGCGCAGCAUCUUUGGAGAGUCUUAACAGCCAACACAAAUACUUCAGUAAAGGUCUUGAACUGUAUAUGAAAGUUGAUCUUAACAGUGCUCUUAAAAAGUCUGGAAUAACACCAUCAACAAAAUACUACGAUGUGAAAGAUAUUAUCAAUGCAAUUGUAAAUCUGUAUGGAGUUGUGCCAAAAAUCCAGUGCCUUCCUCCCCGACAAGGAGAGGAUGCACAGACACUUGGACAAAUUGAAAUAUGUUUCACUAAAGAAUUUCAGCUGAGAAACUGCACCGAUAAAGUAACUGACUUCCCAGGAAGUAGCCUAAUCAAUGAGGAUCUUCAGUUGUGCAACCAUAACUUAAACACGUAUUAUCCGCCUCUGAGCAGCCUGUAAGGCGGCACAAUUGCGGUAUCAAAGAUAGAGACCGUGGUGCUAAGCCUGUUCUAAUAAACUAAGAAAUUAAUGUAGUACAGUGGUGUAGGGCUCUUAUUGCAAAUUUGGCUUUAAAAAGGAAUCAGGCAAGGCCUAGCAUAGCCUUCAUUAAUCCUAUUUUAUACCUAACAAAAAGAAAACUGGUCACUGUGCUUAGGAUGACUACAUACACAACAUGGCUCUAUAUUAUAGUUACAGGAUUCCUCGUAUCCGCGAGAGAGCUAGUAUAUUUUCUUUAAACCCGUUCAUAAACUGCACCAACCAAUCCUAACAUUUUAGGAUUACUAAACUACCUAUUAUCUCUUUAAAAUCAGUCUCAGGCUAUACGCAUAUUGGCCUACUGCAGUGAACAGUUCUAGACCUCUUGAACCUCUCAAUGUCCAGUAGAGACCUUGGUGGACUGCAAGGGUCAACACUAGAUUGUGGCGUUCAUUCUGCGAUUGCUCUUUUGUGAGGAAAAGGGAUACAUGCACAGCUAUUGAAAUCUAAUUAUUAUCAUUUUUUUGUUUUUUAUUUUCCAUAGUAUUCUAUUCUUACUUCCUCCUAUUGCUGAACGGACCUAACACUGGAUCAUCUGUUGGUUUUUUAUGUUUAUAGUGUCUAUAUAGUUUCCUUUUCCAACAAUUGUAUGUUUUCCUGCAUGGGGGUGUUUGGCACAAUAUUUGGCACUUUUGUGUUUCUAUUAACAAUGUGAUUUUUUUUAACAUGCUUACAAACGAACACACAUAAUUAAAUCUUGUGCAUUAAAUUGUGGACAGACAA